Messenger RNA from Purpureocillium takamizusanense, 1595 nucleotides. RefSeq names its product Phosphoglycerate kinase (gene PGK1). Gene Ontology annotation, biological process: glycolytic process; gluconeogenesis. The coding region runs from base 75 to 1334 and encodes 419 amino acids. Gene Ontology annotation, cellular component: cytosol. Lineage: Eukaryota; Fungi; Ascomycota; Sordariomycetes; Hypocreales; Ophiocordycipitaceae. Gene Ontology annotation, molecular function: ADP binding; phosphoglycerate kinase activity; ATP binding. The transcript has 3 exons. The record is from RefSeq and is a predicted model, not a curated record.
CGCUCCGUUUUUCGUGCCUGCUACAGCUUCGCUUCCUUAACACGUCGUCGAGAGCCCACGCAGCCGCCGCCACCAUGUCGCUCUCCAACAAGCUCAACAUUACCGAUGUCGACCUCAAGGGCAAGAGGGUCCUGAUUCGGGUCGACUUCAACGUGCCUCUCGACGAGAACAAAAAGGUCACCAACCCGCAGCGCAUUGUCGGCGCCGUGCCCACCAUCAAGUAUGCCAUCGACCACGGCGCCAAGGCCGUCGUGCUCAUGUCGCACCUGGGCCGCCCCAACGGCGAGGCCAACCCCAAGUACUCGCUCAAGCCCGUCGUCCCCGAGCUCGAGAAGCUGCUCGACGGCAAGACGGUCACCUUUGCCCCCGACUGCGUCGGCCCCGAGGUCGAGGCCCUCGUCAGCAAGGCCGACGGCGGCGCCGUCGUUUUGCUCGAGAACCUGCGCUUCCACAUCGAGGAGGAGGGCAGCGCCAAGGACAAGGACGGCAACAAGACAAAGGCCGACAAGGCCAAGGUCGAAGAAUUCCGCAAGGGCCUGACGGCCCUCGGCGACGUCUACAUCAAUGAUGCCUUUGGCACCGCCCACCGCGCGCACUCGUCCAUGGUCGGCGUCGACCUACCCCAAAAGGCCGCCGGCUUCCUCAUGAAGAAGGAGCUCGACUACUUCGCCAAGGCGCUCGAGUCGCCGCAGCGUCCCUUCCUGGCCAUCCUGGGCGGCGCCAAGGUCUCGGACAAGAUCCAGCUCAUCGACAACCUGCUCGACAAGGUCAACACGCUCAUCAUCUGCGGCGGCAUGGCUUUCACCUUCAAGAAGGAGCUCGACGGCAUGGCCAUUGGCAACUCGCUGUUCGAUGAAGCCGGCGCCAAGACGGUGCCCGACCUGAUGAAGAAGGCCAAGGACAAGGGCGUCAAGGUGGUGCUCCCGGUCGACUACAUCACGGCCGACAAGUUCGCCAAGGACGCCAAGACGGGCAAGGCCUCGGACGAGGACGGCAUCCCCGAGGGCUGGAUGGGCCUCGACUGCGGUGACAAGUCGGUCGAGCUGUACAAGGAGGCCAUUGCCGACGCCAAAACCAUUCUGUGGAACGGCCCCGCCGGCGUCUUCGAGUUCCCCAACUUUGCCCACGGCACAAAGGCCACGCUCGACGCCGUCGUCGAUGGCUGCCAAAAGGACGGCAAGAUUGUCAUCAUUGGCGGCGGCGACACCGCCACCGUCGCGGCCAACUACGGCGUCGAGGACAAGCUCAGCCACGUCUCCACGGGCGGCGGCGCCAGCCUCGAGCUGCUCGAGGGCAAGGCCCUGCCCGGCGUGGUUGCCCUGUCGAGUAAGUAGAUGGAAUGGUCCUUUUUGUGGCCUCUCCCCCAUGAUGUGUGAAAAAAGAACGCGCGAGAUGCCGUUGCUCUUGUCCGGCAAAAGAGGGGGCUAGUUUGACUCGUGUACAGGUCGGCAAGGCAUGUCUCUGCUGUAGGAAGAGUAAGGAUGUGAAAUGUAUACACAACAAAAAAGAUGGCAAAUGUUUAUACAGGCAGUUGACGUUGUAGGCGUACAAGACUGUGAGGUCACUCGACUGUCGUGUCGUGGCAAGGCCCUGCU